ACACUUUUCUCUUAUAACUUUUAGACAUGGAUGUGUGGUGGAACUUUAGAAAUCAUACCUUGUUCUCAUGUUGGGCAUGUUUUUCGAUCAAGAAGUCCGUACGUUUGGAAACCAGGGGAGAAUGUGUUUCGGACUAAUUGCAUACGUCUAGCUGAAGUCUGGUUGGAUGACUACAAGCAGUUAUUUUAUAAGAGAAUAGGGUUAGAUGCGUAUAGAGUUGUUCAACAGAAAAAUUACGGAGAUGUGUCAUCUAGAAUAGAAUUAAGGAAGAAACUUAAUUGCAAAUCCUUCGACUGGUAUUUAAAAAACAUUUAUCCCGAGCUAUAUAUCCCUGCUGAUCUUGUUGCUGAAGGUGAGGUAAGGUUGAGAAUAUUUUUUUAUCAUUUGUGCCGCCUUACAUUUUCAUCGAUUUCAUAAUGCUUGAAAAAAUAUUAUGAAAGCAGCUCUUCAAAUUUACAAAAUUAAUUAUUAUAUAUAUACA
Parasteatoda tepidariorum (common house spider) is the source of this 481-nucleotide messenger RNA. Lineage: Eukaryota; Metazoa; Arthropoda; Arachnida; Araneae; Theridiidae. The record is from RefSeq and is a predicted model, not a curated record.